AUGAAGAGGAAAUUCAUUUACCUAGUCCUCCUGAAUCAUGUUUGCAAGAAAUGUCUAUCUAAUAUUGUAAUAUCUCCUAACGAUGGCAACAAUGUACCUGAUAAUGAAUAUCAAUAUAGUUCUAGAGAUAAUGGCGAAGAAUACCUUAUCCAAAGCUCAAAUCGAAAAUUAUUUGAUGAUACUGGAUAUGAAUCUCCUCUACGAAGAGAGAAUAAGGAUUAUUGGCUAGAUAUCUUUAAAGGGCAAGGGGUGGUGCAAACGAUAACCCGAAUACCGAAUGAAUUCAGAAGUAAUAAAAGGUUACAAAAGUCGGAUUUUCAAAGGGACAAUACAGACGAUGAGGAUCGAGAUGAAGAAAGUCAAGUAAAAAAAUGGUUAGAACAAAUAGAAGGCAUCCAUUUGUCAUAUUACAAAAACAAUAUCUUGUAUUAUAUAUCUGGCUACAUUGUCAACAAAAUGCUGGAUAAAACUACAUGUGAAUAUUGCCGAUCUGCUUUGCUAGUAAAGCGGCAACAUAAAGAUCAUAAUUACGUCAUAGAUGUGUGCGAAUUUUCAUCAUUUACUACAUUUGUUGACAGAGGCCAGUUGAAGUAUGCUUCAAAACUUGUGUACGAAAUAGUGAAAUACGCUGAGAAACUCAUCAUGACGUCCUUAGAAAAUGCAUGGGAAAAUGCGUACGGAGACAGAUUGUUGAAUAUAAUAAAUCAACAUUUCUAUUCAAAGUUAAAUGAAUUAUUCAAUCCGCCUCACAUGAAAUCGAAA
Molecule: messenger RNA, 762 nt
Organism: Brenthis ino (lesser marbled fritillary)
Lineage: Eukaryota; Metazoa; Arthropoda; Insecta; Lepidoptera; Nymphalidae
Source: the annotation of a GenBank genome assembly